This is a messenger RNA of Loxodonta africana (African savanna elephant), 1207 nucleotides long. Its product is annotated as mucin-16-like. The transcript has a single exon. The coding region runs from base 27 to 1100 and encodes 357 amino acids. Lineage: Eukaryota; Metazoa; Chordata; Mammalia; Proboscidea; Elephantidae. The record is from RefSeq and is a predicted model, not a curated record.
CGGCUGCCUCUCCUGGUGUACCAGGGAUGGUGACCUCCCUGGUCACUAGUUCUGGGGCAGAGAGCAGUACAACUAUGCCAGUGCUGACUGCUUCUCCUAGUAAACCAGAGACCUCAGCUUUCUUGGUCACCCACCCUAGUGCAGAGACAAGUCCAGCUAUUCCUAAUUCCACUGUUUCCCCUCAUUUAUCAGAGACUACAACCUCACUAGCCAUCACAGCCAGAGUAGCGAUGAGUACAGGCCUUCCAACCCAGACUUUUUUCCUUGGUGUAGCAGAGACAACAUCCUCUCUGGUCACCAUACACAAGACUGAGACCAGCAGAUAUGAUCUAUCUCCAAUGACUUCACCUGGAGUUCCCACAGAAACACCCUCACUCUCCACCCAUCCUGGGACAGAGGCCAGCACAACUAUUCCAACUUCAGCGCUUUCCCUUGGCCUAUCAGAGACCACAGGUUUAUUGGCCACCAGCCCUGCACAAGAGGCCAGCACAGGUGUUCUGGCGCUGACUGUUUCCCCUGGUGUACCUGGACCUGCCACUGGCCCUGCAACAGCUGGGGAGCCUAACACUGUAGCUUCCUGGAGCACAGAAACCUCAGCACCCGUGACCUCAGUUGGACCCCUAGAACUUUCCAGGACAGUUACAGGGGCCACUGUGACCUUGAUACCAGCAGAGACCCCAACAUCACCUAAAACCAGUCAUGGAGAAGGAGAAAGUCCAACAACUAUCCUGAACACUGCAAGUGCUGAGAUCACUGAUUCAGCUGCCACAGGGCCAGGUGCUACUGUGGCCAAGACUACAACCACCUUCAGUACACUGUCCAGAAGUCCCUCUGCCCCUCAAACCACACCUGGGAUAGCCACCUGGGCCUCUGUGAGUGUGACUCCAGCAACAAGUAAGAGUAACUUUUUAACCUAUUCUUUUUAUGCUUUUUUUCCCAUUAAAAAUAGUACAAUUAUGCUGUCAAAAAUGUCGAAAACAUGUAAAACUCUAAGAAUGAAAAAUCCCAUAUACCCCCACCUACCACCUGGAGAAAAACUCCUUUUUUUUUUUUUAAUGAUAUUUUAUUGUGAUUUGGUGAAGGUUUACACAGCAGUUUAGUUCUCCGCUCAACAGUUUCAACACAAAUUGUUCAGUGACAUUGAUUAUAUUCUUUGCAAUGCACAGACAUUCUCAUCAUUUCCAUUCUGCUUGUUCCAUUUCCAUUA